Messenger RNA from Tigriopus californicus, 2125 nucleotides. RefSeq lists its product as uncharacterized. The transcript is spliced from 3 exons. NCBI's taxonomy places the organism in Eukaryota, Metazoa, Arthropoda, Copepoda, Harpacticoida, Harpacticidae. The record is from RefSeq and is a predicted model, not a curated record. Bases 433 to 2013 code for a protein of 526 amino acids.
UGCCCUUGGUAUCUUUACCGGUACAACGGCGCACUUAAGCUUUGUUGCAUUGGAGUAAGCAUUGGGUUGUUGUGAUGACCAGUCGGGCGAGAGAAAUCUUCAGCAGAGGAUCGAAGAAUCCAGGUUAAGAAACCCAGCAAGCACUCUCUCAUUCACUCACGGAUUGAAUGUACGAGACCUCUAACUAAGACCAACAAGCACCAAGACAUUGCGUUUCACUCAGGCUUCUUCAGCUUCCUCAGAUGCAGACACACCCAGCAGCAGUCCAUAAUUCUCAGUCAAAAAAUACCAGAUGAGAAGUGACCGGGGCAACAGCAAGAAUCCAACUGAAUCGUUAUUGUCCGGCGGGCGUUCUUCGAUCCCACAUGCACAGUUCUCCAUCAAUAUCCAAUGUUUGAGCGACGAACGAGCUAAUCAUUUCGAUGUGUGAAAAUGUUGCGAAAGAGCCGGGUGAUCCUUUUGGCCAUUUGUUUAAUGGCUGCCGGCCUCUUUGUCAUAAGAAACUUGGGCCAGAAUGGACUGAAACCUCGGGCACUCGAACCGACUUCAAGCUCGGAUACCGGUGACUCGAUUCGUGUCAAGAUCGACCGCAGUCUCAUGACCGAGUCGGACUUGGAAGAAUUGACUCAAAUCAAAAGCUGUCCCGUGUGUUUUGGUGAGGAUUUGUGCCCCGAGCUCGCGGGGACCGACUUGGAGGUGAGGAAUGUUCUCUACACUCCCGAGGAUGUCCUUCCUCCUGUGUAUCAGGUGUACAAAGGCUUGGAUGUCAAGUAUUGGAUCCGCCCAGCCUCGUCUAAUGGUCAUGUUCUCACCUCUCUGGCUAGUUUGGACCAGGCGGUGUGUCAAAAUGCUUCGGUAUUCACGGAGGGAGAACCCAAUGCCAAAAACUGCCAUGUUGGCUUGACGGCUUCUAACAGUUUUCUUUAUUCAUUCAUAUUGAAUGAGAAAUCGCUCCGUAACUUGUACAAAACUCAUUUGUCAUCUCGCCAUUGGGUGCCCAUGACGGCAUGUCCAUCUUACAAACUCAUGGAUGGCUUGGUCCAAAGUUUCGACGAAAACCGGGAUCACACUUUGACGGCCAAAGAGAAGGCCAUGCUCAUCACAUCCAUCUCGACCAAUCCGGAUUUAGUUGCCUACAAACUCAUUGUCAAUCAACAAAUCCGGAUUCCCCAUCUGAAUCUUUAUGGAUCAUGCGGGAGAGUGACUCUCAUCGAGGGUGAAUUUCGGCCUUUAUCCAAGUUCCUGGAUCAUUCUUUAGAAUUGCGCAAAGGAUUAGCGGCUCAACUUCUCGCCAUGAUAGAUACGUUUCUGAACGAAGACCCAAACUGGGUCCUUUUCAUGACGGAAAUCACCAUGGACAAUUUGGUGGUCACCAAAAGUGGUGAAGUGGCCUUCUUGGAUUUCUCCAGACUCAUGUUCAUUGAUCGAGACUUCUUAGACGAAGAUUUUAAGGCUGAGAGGAAGAAAUGCGAUUUCGAUUGCUUAGAGGCCUUUCAAACGGCCCUAAUUCAAUCCGAAGAGACCACUCCAUGCUAUCAAAUCCGACCUUAUCUUGAGUAUAUGUAUGCACUCGUUUGCCGCAAUAUUCUAAGCGACGCUGAUAUCGAUCGAAAGUCCAGGUUCAAACAGGACCAGCGAGGACUUUUGCACAACGUUCAUACUAAUGAGGAAGAUCAUGAGAUCAAAAGCUUGAUCCGAGAGUGUGUGGACGAGAGUGAACUCGGGGGCCGGGUUACAGCCUUCAUGAAUCUCCAAGAACUUAUGCAAGUCGUUUUCAAAGAAGACGACCUAGACGAUGAGAGCGACGACCGAGGAGAUGACCAAGGUGACUACGACGAAGGCAACGUUGUUCACAUCAAAGAGGUUGAUAAUAUUGAUGGGUCGGUAUCAAAUCCCGCCGCUUUAGACAAGGCCGAAAAAGCUAUUGAACUGGAAAAACAAGCUCUCGAGCGCCUUGAUCCCGUGGAACCAAUUCAAUACACUCCGCCACCAGGAGAAAUUAACAUCGCCUAACGGACUCUUUGCUGAUGUUUCAAAGUUAUUCGCUGACUUUGGCCCAGGCUGUGACAGGAUUUUUCUCUAACCAUUAUCAUAUUAAAUUCGAAUGUCGGUCAUAAAACUUGAA